This is a messenger RNA of Triticum turgidum subsp. durum (durum wheat), 279 nucleotides long. NCBI's taxonomy places the organism in Eukaryota, Viridiplantae, Streptophyta, Magnoliopsida, Poales, Poaceae. The record is from the annotation of a GenBank genome assembly.
AUGGCUGGUCCAGCGAAGGCUUCGUGGAUGGUGGCGAUGGGUGUGGGCGCCGUGGAGGCGCUCAAGGACCAGGCCGGGCUCUGCCGCUGGAACUAUGCCCUCAGGUCCAUCCAUCGGACAGCCAAGGCAAAGGCCAACGUCCGCGGCGGCGGCGGCGUCUCGCAAGGCAAGAAGCAGCUUCCGACCUCUGCGGCGGCAGUGACGGAGAGGCGGCGAGCAGACAAGGCCGAGGAGGGGCUGAGGACGGUCAUGUACCUCAGCUGCUGGGGCCCAAACUAG